This is a messenger RNA of Euleptes europaea (tarantolino), 13243 nucleotides long. RefSeq names its product vacuolar protein sorting 13 homolog D (gene VPS13D). Gene Ontology annotation, cellular component: extrinsic component of membrane. The transcript has 70 exons. Gene Ontology annotation, molecular function: protein binding. Gene Ontology annotation, biological process: protein targeting to vacuole; mitochondrion organization; protein retention in Golgi apparatus. The record is from RefSeq and is a predicted model, not a curated record. Lineage: Eukaryota; Metazoa; Chordata; Lepidosauria; Squamata; Sphaerodactylidae. Bases 52 to 13233 code for a protein of 4393 amino acids.
AACUAUGGAGGAGAGCAAUCAGGAAUGACAAGAAAUUCCUAGGAAGUAGUCAUGUUGGAAGGUUUGGUUGCCUGGGUCCUCAACAACUAUCUAGGCAAAUAUGUCAGUAACCUGAACACGGACCAACUCUCAGUAGCCCUUCUAAAAGGUGCUGUGGAAUUGGAAAAUUUACCAUUAAAGAAGGAUGCCUUGAAAGAAUUGCUGCCGUUUGAGGUCAAAGCUGGCUUCAUUGGCAAGGUUACGCUGCAGAUACCGUUUUAUCGCCCGCACGUGGACCCGUGGGUGAUAUCAGUGUCGAAAUUGCACCUGAUUGGAUCGCCGGAGAAGCAAGGGGAUUUUGACGAAGAAAGAGAGAGGCUGUUUGAAAGAGAAGCCAAGAAAGCGGUCUUAUUAGCACUGGAAGAGAAAUGGAAAAAAGAACGGGAGCAGGCGGCAGAAUCUUACUGGUAUUCAGUCACUGCCUCUGUCGUUACUAGCAUCAUAGAGAACAUCGAAUUAAAAAUCCAAGACGUCCAUUUAAGGUUUGAAGAUGACAUCACAAACCCGUCUCAGCCCCUUGCGUUUGGCAUCUGCAUAAAAAACGUCUCUGCACAGAAUGCUGUGAACGAGCCGGUGGAGCAGCUAAUGAGGAAGAAACAGCUGGAUAUAGCUGAUUUCAGUAUCUAUUGGGAUACUAAUUGCACUUUAAUGGGAGAUUUGCCACCAGGAGAACUGCAGGAAGCCAUGGAUAAGAGCAUGGAGAGCCGAGAGCACAAUUACAUCCUGGAGCCCGUGUGCACCUCGGCUCUCCUCAAGAGAAACUGUUCGAAGGAGCCCCUGAGGUCGCGACAUUCUCCGCGGCUCGAGUUCGACAUUCAAAUGGAGACGAUACCUCUGAAACUUUCGCAGGCCCAGUACCGGCAAAUAAUGGACUUCCUGAAAGAAUUGGAUCGAAAAGAGCGACAGCUUAAGUUUAGAAGAUGGAGGCCCAGGGUUGCGGUAACCGGAAACUGCCGCGAAUGGUGGCUUUUUGCUCUGAAUGCGAACAUCGCGGAGAUCAGAGAGCAGAGAGAACGCUCGUCCUGGGAAUUUGUGUUGCAUCGAGCCCAAGAUGCCGUCCUGUACACCGAUCUGUAUUACAAGAAGUUGAAAGACGUGCUGCUGUCUGCCGAGGAGCAGGAAGAGAUGGACCGGAUUGAAGACGAACAGACUUUUGAGGAGCUGAAAAUCUUGUGUGAGAUCGUUUACAAACAAUUCCAUGAGCUGGCUGAGAGCAUUAAGGAGCCCUUAUCGGAUACCAUGGGAGGAGUUUCUGAUCUUGAUCUGGAAGCCCCCACCACUUCCAGUAGCAGCAGCAGCAGCAGCAGUGGAAUGCUGCGGUACCUUCAGUCAUGGUUUCCUGGCUGGGGGGGCUGGUACAGCGACUCUCAGGAAGCGUUAGAAGCCGACACUCUCGAGGGACUGCUCUCAGAGACACCCGAACAAUGGAGACCUGAGGAUGUUGCAGGCGCAGAUGAAUUUUUCGACCUGAGCGCCGACGCCUCUGGCAUCAAGCACCCCUUCACGAAGCGGGACCACGUCUUCGCCAAGCUAAACCUCCAGCUGCAGGGCGGCUCCGUCACCUUGCUGCAUGCAGAGAGGCGGAGCCUGCGAGCCACGGAAAGAGCUUUCAUGCAGUUGGAAUUUUCAGGAGUGACAAUCCUAGCAGAAUCCCUUCCUCGCCGCAAUUCGUCCCUUUUCAAAGUUCAGCUUGGCAGCCUCUUCCUCCGAGAUUUAGCGACGGAAGGAUCCAUCUUCCCAGUCCUGGUCUUCCCAAAUCCUCAAAAAGAAGUUGGCUGCGUCUCUUCCAUUGGUCUCCAAGCGUCGUCUUCAGAUACGAGUAAUCAAAGCACUGCUGCCGACCCUGUCGUCCCAGUGUUCGAGAUGCUGUACGAGAGGAACCCGGCCCGCAGCAGUUUCGAGAGGCGCCUGGAAGUCAGCACCAGGCCUCUGAACAUUAUUUACAAUCCGCAGGCCAUUAAGAAAGUGGCCGAUUUCUUCUACAAGGGAAGAGUUCAUACCUCAGGUUUUGGAUAUCAGUCGGAGCUCGAGCUCAGGGUGGCCGAAGCUGCUAGGAGGCAAUAUAACAAGCUCAAAAUGCAAACCAAGGCGGAAAUCAGACAAACCAUUGACCGUUUGCUGGUGGGAGACUUCAUCGAAGACAGUAAACGUUGGACUGUGUGCCUUGAUAUAUCUGCCCCUCAAGUAAUCUUCCCCGAUGACUUUAAAUUUGCGGAUCCGGUUUUAGUGGUGAUUGACUUGGGAAGAAUGUUACUUACCAAUUCUCGAGAGGAGCAUAAAAAGAAGAGUCCAGAGGGGCCGUCACUGGAUCUAAGCGAACUGAGCGAUGAUGAAUACAUGACGCCUCUCGCCACUCCUCCCAGCACCCCGCCUCCAGAAGCCAGCAGUAGCAAAACUCCUGAGUUCGCCGGGGUCGAAAUCAGCGAAGAGCAGCUGCAUGCCCACCUGAUGAGUAAAAAAAUGUACGAGACCUACAGCUUGUCGUUCAUGGAUCUUCAGAUCAUGGUUGGGAGAGUGAAAGACAACUGGAAGCACGCUCAGGACAGUGAUGUCGGCCCGACGCACGUGGUGGAGAAAUUCAACGUUCACUUGCAGCUGGAGCGGAGGUUGAUAUAUACUUCGGAUCCCAAGUACCCUGGAGCAGUGUUGUCCGGGAAUUUACCGGAUUUGAAAAUACACAUCAACGAGGAUAAAAUAAUAGCCCUGAAUAACUGUUUAGGAAGGCUGAGCACAUCUGAAAACGAAACCUCCAGUUCUUUUCACUUAGGGAAAGAGACGAUUUUCACAGAUCCAGACCAGCGCGGAAGCUUGCAUAGUUCAGUCAUGAGUUUAACCCAGAGCGUCAUCACAGUGGAGCAGCAUACGAAGGAAGUCCUUGUCGAGUCUCAGCUGCUUUUGGCGGAGUUCAAGGUGAACUGCAUGCAGCUGGGUGUGGAGAGCAACGGCCGUUACAUCUCAGUCCUCAAGGUUUUCGGCACGAAUGCCCAUUUUGUGAAGAGGCCUUACGAUACAGAAGUCUCGCUCACUGUUCACGGAUUGCUCUUGGUCGACACCAUGCAGACGUAUGGCUCCGACUUUGACCUCCUUGUGGCUUCUCACAAGAAUCUCCGGUUCGACGCCCCGACGGGAAGCCUACGGGAUAGCAGGGCGCAGUCCCCUAUCGGAGGACCUUGCGAGGCCCAGCCAACAGAGAGAAACGGCUCGAUGGUAGCACAGCCUGCAGCACUAAGCGACUUACCCGGCACAUUUCCUCCACAUGAUGAAUCCUUAAUUAAAUUGGAGUACCAGUUUGUGAGUGCAGAAUGUCCGUCUAUGAACUUGGAUAGUACUCUGCAAGUGAUAUCUGUGCAGAUGAACAACUUGGAUAUCAUUCUUAACCCAGAGACCAUAGUUGAGCUGAUUGGCUUCCUCCAGAAAUCUUUCCCAAAGGAGGAGGACUCUAGCCCUCAGCCGUUAAUGGCCCACUUGGAAAGAAGCCUCAGUGACCAAGAAUCCUUCCAGUCGACCCACGCCCAAUGUACAGAAGUAGCGGUGGAUAUCCACUCAUUAAACAUUCUGCUCCUUCGGACUAUUACAAUGGUAAAUGGAGAAAAACUCGGCAGGAAGAUUGCAACAGCGAGCAUCGGGGGCACCAAAGUGAACGUCUCCAUGGGUAGCAGGGUGGAUGUCAAUGGGUCUCUGGGUUGUUUGCACCUUAUGGAUUUGACCCAGGAUAACAUUAAAAACCAGUAUGUUGUAAGCAUCGGGAACACUGUAAGGUAUGAAAAUUUCAUUUCUGACAUGGGUGACUUCAAGCCAGCGUUCCUUCAGUUAGAUGAUGCCAACAGCCUUCCGGACGCUUUGAGCUUCACAUUUGUCGAACGGUCGGAAGAGGAAUGUUCGCUUCACCUCCGGAUGGCGUCUUUGCAUUACAACCACUCGGCGAAGUUUCUGAAAGAGAUCACCUUAUCCAUGGACGAGCUCGAGGAGAACUUCUGCAGCAUGCUGAAGAGCGCGGCAACCAAGGUGACGACCGUCCUGGCCACUAAAACCGCCGAGUACUCCGAAAUGGUUUCUCUGUUUGAUAUGACCCCUCGACCGAAGGACUCCUUUUACUUUGAAAGUAGCGAAGGGGAGGAGCUCCUGCAGCCGCGCCUCAAAAGUGAAACCAUCAAGCUGGUUUUAAACAUCAACAUCGAGUCCCCAGUUGUAUCCAUACCCCGUAAGCUUGGCAGCCCCGAGUUGCUGGUGGGGCACCUCGGGCAAAUAUCCAUCCAGAAUUUUGUGGUGGGAGAAGACAAGUCAAUGAGCGACAGGCUUCAGGUGGAGAUCAGAGAUAUCAAGAUGUAUUCCUUAAACAGCAGUCACUUGGCAGGCAAGAAAGAAACUGCUUCUGAGAUGCCACGUGCAGUGCACCCUCCGGGGCCUGCCAGCAUCAGCAGCCAGGAAGAUUCUCAUUUCACUCGGCAUGAUUUCUUUGAGUCGUUGCAUAAAGGUCAUGCUUUUCAUAUUUUGAAUGAUGCUACGAUCCAGUUCAGAAUGGAGAAGAUUCCUGUCGAGAGGGAUGCGGAGCUGACCUUCUGUACAGCCGAGGAUGUCGAGACUUCAAACAUUAUGAGAAUCGAGGGGAAGUUUGUUAACCCUUUGCAGGUGGUAUUGGCAAAACAUGUAUAUGAACAAGUUUUGCAAACUCUCGACAACUUAGUUUGCAGCGAAGAUCUGACAAAGCCCUCGUCUGCCUUCCCAUCUACCACUGAUCCCUCUUCCGGUUCCCCUUCUGCCUCGCUCCGAAGCACGAGCUCCGACUUCUCCACGAAGGAAAAUGGACUUUUCAGCCAUUCCAGCUUUUCUGCUGCUUCCAGCAAAUUUACUCCUGCCAAGGAGGUGUCACAGUCUUUCACCCAGAUCCAGGCCAACUUCCAUAUUUCUGAGCUGCAGGUCCAGCUAAGCGGCGACCUCACGCUCGGAGCCCAGGGUCUGGUGAGCUUAAAAUUUCAGGAUUUUGAUGUUGAGUUCACUAAAGAUCACCCUCAGACCUUGUCCAUCCAGAUUGCCUUGCGGUCUCUGCUGAUGGAGGAUCUUCUGGAGAAGAACCCAGAUUCUUUGUACAAGAACCUCAUGGUGUCCCGUGGAGCUCCCAAACCGUCCAGCUUAGCUCACAAAGAGUACCUUUCCCAGUCUUGCCCCUCCGUUUCUAAUGUGGAGUAUCCGGAAAUGCCCCGUUCCCUCCCUUCACACAUGGAGGAAGCCCCCAACGUCUUUCAGUUGUACCAAAGGCCUAGUUGCGUGUCCCACAAGAAACGCAAGGACAACGUGGAUUCGGGCUGCCCCUUAACUCCCCCUCCUUCCCCAACGGGAAACAAGCCGAGCGCCCCUUGCGGAAAGAGCGACUUCGACGAUUCCUUGGUUCACAUCAAUAUGUUGUUGGUGGACAAAAAGCACCCGGCGUUCGUGUCUUGUUACGGCAAAAUCAACCGCAGCAUUGACGUUGACUUCAACUGUUUAGACGUCUUGAUAACUUUGCAGACCUGGGUGGUGAUUCUGGAUUUUUUUGGGAUCGGAUCCACCGCCGAGAACCACAGCAUGAAGCUGCAGCCGGGAGACGUCCAGCAGGCGGCGAAGUCAGAAGUGAACGUCUUGUCCGAUUUGGAAUUUCAAGACUCUGUGAACACCAAAGUGGACCUGAAGGUCCAUUCCCUGUCCUUGGUUCUGAAUAAGGCGACCACUGAGCUUGCUAAGGCGAGCAUCUCCAAGCUUGCCACCCACGUGGAAAUGAUUGAAGGUGACCUGGCCCUUCAGGGGAGCAUCGGGAGCUUAUCUCUAAGCGACCUCACCUCGCACGGGGAACUUUACCGAGAACGCUUCACUACCAGCGGCGAAGAGGCGCUCAUCUUUCAGAUCCACAAGUACAGCCAGCCCGAUCCCCUGCUGCAGAGAGACGAUGACAUGCGUGUGAGCCUGCGGAUGGCCUCGGUGCAGUACGUCCACACCCAGCGCUUCCAAGCGGAGGUGGUGUCUUUCAUCCAGCAUUUCACUCAGCUCCAGGACGUAUUGGGGCGCCAGAGAGCCGCGAUCGAAGGGCAGACGGUAAGAGACCAAGCCCAGCGGGCCUCCCGAGUGCUGCUGGACAUCGAAGCGGGGGCCCCUGUCCUCCUGAUCCCUGAAAGCUCCAAGUCCAACCACCUGAUCGUGGCCAAUCUUGGCAAGCUGAAAGUCAAAAACCGGUUCCUCUUUGCCGGCACCCCGGGCACCUUCUCCCUGAAAGAUAAGCAGUCCGUUUUGUCUUCAUCCCCGGGAACCCCAAAACACGGCUUGAAGAAAAUGUCGAGCGCGGACGAAUCCAAGGCGGCACCGAGUCCCUCUGAUGGGCUGUUCAUGAAACCGUCAUCUUCGGGACCCAAUUUGAGACUGAAAAGCGACCCUGCAGCGAGUGUUUCAACUAAGCCUCCGAAGCCACCCUCUUUGCUGACACCAGACAGUCCAGAGGAACAUGUCUGCCUGUUAGACUGCAUUGUGGUUGAUCUGCAGGAUAUGGAUAUUUUUGCGGCCGAGCGGUUCCCCAGAGAAUAUUCAAAGGCCCCGGAGGAAAGCAGUGCGGACAUGACCUUCCCUUCCUACGUGGUCAGGCAGGCAGGGAGAAGCCUCUUGGCCGAACCUUUCCGACUGAAGCUGCAAGUGGAAAGAAACUUGGACAAGGAGAUAAGCCACUCAGUUCCUGAUAUCUCCAUUCACGGCAACCUGUCAUCAGUGCAUUGUUCUCUGGAUCUCAGUAAAUAUAAGCUGAUCCGAGGACUCCUCGAGAAUAAUCUGGGGGAACCGAUAGAGGAGUUCAUGCGGCCGUAUGACUUGCAAGACCCAAGAAUACAUACCGUGUUGAGUGGAGAAGUGUACACCUGCGUGUCGUUCCUGAUCGACAUGGUCAACGUCAGUCUGGAACUGACGAACCCCCAAGGGCAUGACGGUUCGCUAGCCAGGUUUGACUUCAAGAAGUCCAAAUUGCUCUUCGAGAGUUUUUCGAAUCAAACCAAAUCCACAAACCUGGUCUCGCACUCCAUGAUGGCGUUUGAUACGCGGUACGCCAGGCAGAGGGCGUCUUUGGGAAUGCCGAACGUCUUCAACUGCAUCUUCCAGUCAUCCAAGAACACCAGCACCCAAGGAGCAAUACAGAUUGAGCUUCAUUACAGAUCCACCAAGGAUUCCUCCUGCUUCACAGUUGUCCUGAACAACCUUCGUGUGUUCCUGAUCUUCGACUGGCUCACGCUCGUUCACGACUUCAUCCGGACGCCCAGCGACGCCAAGAAGCCGUCCCAUUUCACUCCUUCCAGACAGCGCAACUACAGCAGCGAAAUGGCGGUCGUUCCCAAAGCGGUGAAGUGCGGGAUUGUGACCAAGCGUUCUUCUCUCCAGAUCUCUGCUGAGAAACAGUUGGAAGUCAAGAUCAAUGUGACAGGUACUGAAUUUGUGGUGGUUGAAGACAUGUCCUCUCUGGAUACCAGCGCCAUUAUUCUGAAGGGGACCACGGUUCUCACUUACAAGCCAAAAUUGGUGGAUCGGCCUUUCUCGGGCAGUUUGUUUGGCAUUGAGGUUUUUUCGUGCCGGCUGGGGAACGAACAGGAAACGGCCCUCUCGAUCAUCGAUCCCGUACAAAUUCAGGUUGAUCUCGUGGGCAAUUCUUCAUAUCCCAGUGGGUCCGGAUUGUUGGAUGCUUUCAACAGUGAAGACUUCCCGCCUGUUUUAGAGAUCCACUUGCAAGCUCUGGACAUCCGAUUGUCUUACAACGACGUGCAGCUGUUUCUGGCCAUCGCCAAGUCCAUCCCCGGCCAGACUGGCAGCCCUACCCCCGACAAUUCUGCCCCGGACGGCCGAGCGUCUGUUUCUGCUGCUCCCGCUUCGGUGAAAGAGGUCUCGCUGCUAGCCUUGGAAACCACAGAGGUGGCUAAACACAUUCUGGAUCCUGUCCUUGAGGUACAGCUGGCCCGAUUGCAGGAACUGGGGUUUAGCGUUGAGGACUGUCGCAGAGCUCUCUUGGUGUGCCAAGGUCAGCUGAAAAAAGCAGCAAGCUGGCUGUUCAAGAACGCCGAACCGCUGAAGUGCGCGCCUUCGGACUCGAGUCAGCGAGAGGGCCAGGGCCCCGCAGCCCUGCGCUCGAUUUCCGGAGUGGAAAUUAAAGCUGAGAACAUCUGUAUUUGCUUCAUAGACGACUGCAUGGAUCGCGACGUUCCCUUAGCUGAGUUUACCUUUUCGCGUCUGAAUUUUCUCCAGCGUCUGAGAGCCAGCCCGGAAGGCUACGCUCAUUUUACACUCUUCGGAGAUUAUUAUAACCGUGAGCUCUCUGGCUGGGAACCGUUCAUUGAGCCUUGGUCGUGCUCCCUAACCUGGCAGCAGCAGGCAGCCAGUCGCCUCCACCCUUCUCGGUUGAAGCUGGAGGUGAAGACGAAGCAUCGCUUGGAUGUCAACAUCACCUCUGUGUUAAUUGAGCAGUAUGCUAGUACCAAACGGUCGUGGAUGGCGGAUUACUGCAAACAGGAGAAAGAGGUGGAGGCCGUGGAAUCCGAAGAAUGGAUGGGCUCUUCGGUUGAUCCUCCAUCGCUUGGGCAGGGCCUUCCUCUUGUCUACCUUAGAACUAGGAGCACAGCCAGUCUGACUAACCUAGAGCACCAGAUGUAUGCUAGAGCUGAAAUGAAGGCUCCAAAGCGGCGACACCCUUUCGUGCCGUUCGCCCUGCGGAAUCACACCGGCUGCACGCUCUGGUUUGCCACAUUGACCACCACCCCGACCCGGGCCGCGCUGUCCCACAGCGGAAGCCCUGGUGUCCUUCCAGAGGAGAACGGCACGUUUCUUGACGAUGCACACAGAGUCAGCGAGUGGCGGGAAGUCCUGACAGGCGAAGAGGUUCCGUUUGAGUUUGAAGCCAGGGGGAAACUGCGGCACAGGCACACGCACGACCUAAGGAUUCACCAGCUGCAGGUGCGAGUAAACGGCUGGGAGCAAGUCAGCCCGGUAUCGGUGGACAAAGUGGGGAUUUUUUUCCGAUACGCGGCCCCCGACAAGAGCACGUCUUCAUCUACCGUUGGCAGCCCAAUUAGCAGAACAAACAUCAUCCAUCCGCAUGUUUAUUUUUCUUCGUUGCCUCCGGUGCGAGUGGUCUUCGCCGUCACCAUGGAGGGCAGCGCCCGGAAGGUGAUCACGGUGCGCUCGGCCUUGAUGGUGAGAAACAAGCUGGAGAUUCCUAUGGAGCUGAGGCUCGACAGCCCUUCUGCUCCAGACAAGCCCGUUGUUCUGCCUUCGGUCAUGCCAGGGGAUUCCUUCGCCAUUCCUCUGCACCUCACCUCCUGGCGCCUGCAGGCCAGGCCAAAGGGAAUGGGCGUCUUCUUCUGCAAGUCCCCAAUCCACUGGACGAACGUCCAGAAGGCCUCGGAGGUCAGCAGCAGCAAGCGGGAGUGCCACGCGAUGGAGUCUGAAAACAGUCGGUUCUUCAGGUUCUGCGUCGCCAUCAAGAAGGAGAACUACCCCGAUUACAUGCCCUCCAACAUAUUUUCCGACAGUGCCAAGCAGAUUUUCAGGCAGCCCGGGCACACCAUUUACCUUUUGCCCACGGUGGUGCUGUGUAACCUGCUCCCGUUUGAGCUGGAGUUUUACGUGAAAGGGGUGCCCAUCAGCGGGACGCUCAAGCCGGGCAAAGAGGUGGCGUUGCACACGGCUGACACUUCGCAGAACAUUGAGCUGGGAGUGUCCUUAGAAAACUUUCCACAUUGCAAAGAGCUCUUGAUACCCCCCGGAACACAAAACUAUAUUGUACGGAUGCGGCUGUACGAUGUCAACAAGCGGCUGUUGAAUCUCACCAUCCGGAUUGUGUGCCGAGCUGAAGGGUCCUUGAAGAUAUUCAUUGCUGCCCCAUAUUGGCUUAUCAACAAAACAGGAUUGCCCCUGAUCUUCAGGCAGGACAACGCCAAGAUCGACACAGCUGGCCAGUUUGAAGAACAUGAACUAGCCCGAAGUUUGAGCCCUCUCUUGUUCUGUUAUGCUGACAAGGAGCAACCAAACCUUUGUACCAUGAGAGUUGGCAGGGGAAUCCACCCCGAUGGCAUGCCGGGCUGGUGCCAGGGCUUCUCGCUGGAUGGAGGAAGCGGCGUCAGAGCCCUGAAAGUGAUCCAGCAAGGAAACCGACCAGGCCUUAUUUACAAUAUUGGGAUUGAUGUGAAGAAGGGCAGAGGCCGCUACAUCGACACAUGCAUGGUAACCUUUGCCCCUCGCUACCUGUUGGAUAACAGAUCCAAGCACAAGCUUGCCUUUGCACAGCGGGCGUUUGCCAGGGGACAGGGCUCUUCCAAUCCCGACGGCUACAUCUCCACUCUCCCCGGCUCGAGCGUUGUCUUCCACUGGCCGCGCAACGAUUACGACCAACUGCUGUGCGUUCGGCUAAUGGAUGUCCCCAACUGCAUCUGGUCCGGAGGCUUUGAAGUCAACAAAAAUAAUUCUUUCCACGUCAAUAUGAGGGACACCCUUGGGAAAUGCUACUUUUUACGAGCAGAGAUCACUCUCAAGGGAGCCACGUACCGCGUCUCAUUCAGCGACACCGAUCAGCUGCCACCGCCAUUCCGCAUAGACAAUUUUUCUAAGGUCCCCAUCGUGUUUACGCAGCUCGGCGUGGCCGAACCGCGGCUCAGCACGGAAGUCAAGCCAACGACCUCUUUGGACUACGCCUGGGACGAGCCCACCCUGCCGCCCUGCGUCACACUGACCGUGAAAGGAGCCGGCUCCUCCGAAAUCACAUGCAGCAUGGACGACUUCCAGGACAGCAAGCAGCUAUAUUACGAAAACUUCAUCUACAUUGCUGCGGCGUACACUUUCUCUGGCCUGCAGGAAGAAAGCGGGAGGCCAGUCGCUUCAAACAAAGAGGUGGAUUGUGCUGAGCUUGUCCUUGACGUCUCUCCCAAGACGCAGAGAGUCAUUUUAAAGAAAAAGGAGCCGGGUAAGCGCUCUCAGCUGUGGCGGAUGACCGGCACCGGCAUGCUUUGCCACGAAGGCUCUGCUGUCCCUCACCAUCCAAACAAGCCCUCCCCUCCUCGGUCCACAGAGUCCUCCAUGAUCUUGGACAUCGCCGGCCUGGCAGCCGUCACCGACAACAGAUACGAGCCGCUGAUGCUGAGAAAGCCGGACAGGCGGCGGAGUACGACGCAGACAUGGAGUUUUCGUGACGGAAAGCUGGUCUGUGGCAUGCAUGGGCUUGUCGUACAGGCUAAAGGAGGCCGAUCUGGGCUUCGCGACGGGGCAGAAGUCGUUCUCGGGCCAGACACUUCUCUGGAAAUGUUAAGCUCGGUUCCACUGGAGCAGCAGUUCAUCAAUCAGAAGAUGAGACCCGGCUCCGGCAUCCUUGUAGCCAGGGUCAUUCCAGAUGGGCCGACCCGAGUUUUACAGAUAACAGACUUCAACCAACGCAGGAACGAUCGCUUCUCGUACGAGGGGGAUGAGCUGCUGGUGCUGGAGCAAGACCUGUGGAAGCUGAAGAAUCCAGACUCGGAGCAAGAACUGGAAGUUCAGCUGAAAUUGGAAGGCGGCGUUGGUUUGUCUUUAGUGAAUAAAACCCCGGAAGAGCUGGUAUUCGCCAGUUUCACCGGCAUCAGUGUCCAUUUCACGCAGCUGUCCUCCAGCCAAGUGCUUGAACUAAGCAUACAGGAUGUGCAGGUGGACAAUCAGCUCAUCGGGACCACUCAACCUUUCAUGCUGUUUCUGACCCCCAAAAGCAGCGAAAAUGAAGCCGCUGAGACGGGCCCCGCCGUGCAAUUGAAUGCCAUGAAAUUUCCCAGUAAUAGCCCUUUAACUGAUAUAUACAAGCACCUAAUGAUCACGGCUCGAAGGUUUACAGUCCAAAUCGAGGAGAAACUGCUACUUAAGCUUCUAAGUUUCUUUGGCUACGAUCAGGCCGAAUCAGAGGUUGAAAAUUAUGACGAGAACCUUCAUGAAAAGCCUGUUGAUCAAGGAGCCCAGAAACGAUACUAUUUUGAAAACCUCAAGAUUAGCGUUCCGCAGAUAAAGCUGAGCGUCUUCACUUCCAGCAAGCUUCCCUUGGACCUCAAGGCCCUGAAGAGCACCCUGGGCUUUCCCCUGAUCCGAUUUGAAGACGCCGUGAUCAACCUGGAUCCCUUCACCAGGGUCCACCCUUACGAGACGAAAGAGUUUAUCAUUAAUGACAUUUUGAAGCACUUUCAAGAAGAACUGCUCAGCCAAGCGGCAAGAAUCCUGGGCUCUGUGGAUUUCCUCGGCAACCCAAUGGGCCUCCUGAACGACGUGUCGGAAGGCGUCACCGGGCUGAUAAAGUACGGAAACGUUGGUGGCCUUAUCAGGAACGUCACACAUGGAGUAUCAAACUCUGCUGCAAAGUUUGCUGGGACUUUAUCAGACGGUUUGGGGAAGACGAUGGACAGUCGGCACCAGACGGAGCGGGAGUACAUCCGAUACCACGCUGCCACGAGCGGUGAACACCUCGUGGCUGGUAUCCAAGGACUAGCUCAUGGUAUAAUCGGCGGAUUGACCAGCGUGAUCACCUCAACAGUAGAAGGCGUGAAAACCGAAGGGGGCGUCAGCGGCUUCAUAUCUGGCUUCGGAAAAGGAUUAGUUGGGACCGUAACCAAACCAGUGGCAGGCGCUCUGGAUUUUGCUUCCGAAACUGCUCAAGCAGUGAGAGAUACAGCCACUCUGACUGGCCCCAGGACGCAGGCCGAGAGAGUGAGAAAGCCGCGCUGCUGCAGGGGGCCGCAGGGACUCCUGCCCCGCUAUUCCGAGAGCCAGGCCGAAGGGCAGGAGCAGCUUUUCAAGCUGACGGAUAACAUUCAGGACGAGUUCUUCAUCGCGGUGGAGAACAUCGACAGCUACUGCGUGAUCAUUUCCUCCAAAGCUGUUUAUUUCCUCAAGAGCGGGGAUUACGUGGACCGAGAAGCCAUUUUCCUGGAAGUCAAGUAUGGCGACCUCUACCAUUGCCUUAUCUCGAAGGACCACGGGAAGGUCUACGUCCAGUUGACCAAGAGAGCGGUCAAUUCAAGUAGUGGUGUGUCCAUGCCUGGUUUGUCCCAUCAGAAGCCCAUGGUCCAUGUGAAGUCUGAGGCCCUCGCGGUGAAGCUGUCUCAAGAAAUCAACUAUGCAAAGAGCCUUUUCUACGAACAGCAGCUCAUGCUAAGAUCUAUCGAGCAUCACGAACAACUGGAGUUGGACUCGUGACCCCCGCGGA